GCAGCUUAUAUAGCUUAUGUGCCGAUUCCCCCCGGCAACGAUCGUCGUCGUCGUGUCGGUUCAAUCGCGCACGAGCUGGGAAUCGUCGUCGUGUCCAGUCGCGGUGCGGUGCAUACAAUUUCCUUCGCUGCGCGCCAGCUCGAUCAGUUCGGUAGAACGCGGCCAACUAUACGCGGAUAUAUAAUAAGCUAUAUCUAUAUAGGUGUUGCUAGCAGCCGGACGCGCGUGUAAAUGUGCUUGUAUUCCGCGCCAAUUGGCAAUCGCCGCCGAAGCCAACUCCAAAGACGGCAGCAGCAGCAGCAGCGACGUCAUGUACCAGGCCCGGAAGAGUAGAGUCGAGAAUCCCCGACAAUCGGCCGGUCGACUGUCCGUCCUCACUUUUGCAUGGCUAUUCAAGACGUUCAUCCGUGGCUUUCGGCGGGAAUUGAAGCUAUCCGAUCUGUACUACCCGCUGGACGAGCACUCGAGCCACAACGUCGGCGAGCGGCUCAGCGCCGAGUGGUCCAGGCGCCAGCAGCGGGACCCGAGCGAGGCGAGCCUGCUCCGAUGCAUAUUCAGCUGCUUCGGCCGAGAGAUCGUUCUGGUCGGCCUCGUCCAGGCCUUUCUCGAGUUCAGCAUCAGGUUAUCUAGGCCGUACAUUUUAUUGCAAUUGCUCAACUACUUGAGCGAGAAGCAGCUGCAGCAGCAGCAGCAGCAGCGGAGCGAAGGAAGCGACAGCCAAGGCAUGGCCAAGAGCGAGGCUUACGCCUGGGCCGGGGCGCUGGCCCUGGGCGUCUUCGUGGACUGCUGCGUGGCCCAUUUGUGCGUCCAGAGCCUCAUGCACAUGGGCAUGAAGAUACGCGUGGCCUGCUGCUCGCUCGUCUAUCGCAAGAUCCUCCGGGUACCGCUGAGCUUCGCCGCCAACGAUCGGGACAACGGCGCCGGGACGAAUCUCGGCCAGGUGCUCAAUCUGCUGUCGAACGACGCCAGCCGCAUCGACAACGCCGUCUACUACCUACACUACAUCUGGAUAUCGCCCCUGCAGGCCCUCGUGGUCUUUUACUUUCUGUAUCGGGAGGUGCAUUUGGCCGCCUGCACCGGCAUAGCCCUCCAAGUGCUCUUCAUUCCGCUGCUCGGAUUUUUCGGAAGAAUAACGAAUCGCCUGACUAGCAAAUACACGACGAGGACCGACGAGCGGCUGCGCCUCACCAACGAGAUAAUCAAGGGCAUACGCGCCAUCAAGAUGUACGCCUGGGAGAAGCCCUUCUCGCUGCUCGUCGAUCGCAUCAGAAAAAAGGAGAUGCACGUCGUGAAACAGGAGUCCAUCGUGACGGACAUGAGCCUGGCCUCGGAAUUCUACAUCCCUCGGCUCUGCGUUUUCAUCACCAUACUGGCUUACGUCUUGCUGGACAAUAGCGCCAACGCCGAGAAGGUCUACUUCGUCGCGGCUUUCUACGAUGUGCUACGUAUGAGCAUGUACACCCUCUUCCCCAUGUGCUUGCACGACGUAGCGGAGGCUAUGGUUUCGCUGAAACGCUUGCAGAAGUUCAUGCUGAUCGAGGAGCUUCCUCCCCAGCCAGCCCUGCAAAACUUGGGCACCGGCAUCAACGACGACACCAACGAAGCCAAUAACAGUAGUAUCAUCGUUUUUAAAAAUUACUCCGCCAACUGGAGCGAGAAGCACAAAGUCCUGUCGGGCAUCGAUCUCGAGAUCGAGCGCGGCUCCUUGAUCGCCAUAGUCGGCCAGGUCGGCUCGGGCAAGAGCAGCCUGCUGCACGCGAUCCUCCGAGAAAUUCCGCAGCUGGCCAGCAAUGCCGGCUCGAACCUAGGAGAGGUGCGCGUCCUGGGGAGCUGCUCCUACGGACCCCAGGAGCCCUGGAUCUUUGCCUCGAGCGUGCGCCAGAACAUCCUGUUCGGUCGCCCGUACGAGCAGGCUCGUUACGAUCGGGUACUGGGCGCCUGUCAGCUGCGCAAGGAUCUGGAAGGACUGCCGCACGGCGACGAGACUCUGCUCGGCGAGAAGGGAAUCAAUCUGAGCGGGGGACAGUGCGCCCGAGUGAGCCUGGCCAGGGCUGUUUAUCGAGACGCCGACAUUUACCUGCUGGACGAUCCUCUGUCGGCCGUCGACGCCGUGGUCGGUCGCGACAUCUUCUACCAGUGCAUCAGGGAGCUGCUGAAGUUCAAGACGGUCGUCCUGGUCACUCAUCAGUUUCAGCAUCUGGAGAAAGUCGACCAAAUAGUCGUACUCGACAGUGGCUCGAUCAAAGCCGUUGGGACAUUGGCGGAGUUGCAAGACAAAGGCAUCAAUCUCAUUCAAAUGAUGCAGAGCAGCAACAGCGGCGACUUUGACGAAAGCAAGGAGAGCUCGAGCAAACCAGCUCGGACAAAAUCGACGACGAUCGAGCCGGAGAAGGAGACGGUGGUCACUGCUAACGGAAAAGUAGCCGAGAAACAACAUCGGCAACAGCAGCAGACCGAGGAGAAAAAGGUCGAGGGGAGCAUUUCAGCCACCACUUAUCUCGCGUACUUCAUGUCCAGUAGAAACAUACCCCUGGUCGUCAUGGUGUUCGUGGCCAGUCUGGCGCAUCAGCUCGCCGCCAGCGGAGGCGACUACUUCCUCGCCAUUUGGGUCAACAAGGAGGAGGAGUACGCGAGCAGCAACGGCUCACUGACCGACUAUAACAACAACAAUAAUGCCAGUGGCGGCAUCGACCGAGAUUGGUACAUCGGCGUUUACGGGGGCAUAACCUGCGCCACUAUCGUUCUCUGCCUCCUGCAGUCCUGGACGUUCUUCGAGAUGAGCAUGCGGAUAGCCAAUAACUUGCACGCCAACAUGUUCUCGAGCGUCAUUUCCACGACCAUCGAGUUUUUCAGUGCCAAUCCCUUGGGUCGCAUCAUGAACAGAUUUUCCAAAGACAUGAGCAUCGUCGACAUGGAGGUGUCGCGAGCCAUGAUAGACGUCAUUCAAAACGCCAUACACAUCUUGGCGGCGUUCGUGGUUGUCACCAGCGUCAAUUUCUACCUCAUUGUACCCGCCGCGCUCUGCUUCUGCUGCUUCUACACGUUCUCUCUGUUCUUCAUCAAAACCAGUCGGAGCGUCAAACGAUUGGAAGGACUGACCAGAUCCCCGGUGUACGGCCACAUAAGCGACAGCAUCCGCGGCCUGACGACGAUCCGAGCGCUGCGCGCCCAGUCGGUCCUCGUGGACGAGUUCGACGAUCAUCAGGACCUGCACUCGGCCGCCUGGUUCAUCUUCUUCUCGGGCUCUCGCGGCCUCGGCAUGUAUCUCGACGUGUUCUGCUCCUGCUUCCUCACCUGCGUCCUCUUCACUCUGCUGGCCUUCGACGCGCGUACCCUCGCGGGUGACGUGGGCCUGGCCAUCACCCAGUGCAUGAUGCUGCUCAACACUCUCCAGUGGGGCGUGCGGCAAUUCGCCGAGCUCGAGAAUCAGAUGACCUCGGUCGAGAGGGUGCUCGAGUACUCGAAACUGCCCAGCGAGGCCGAAAGCUUAGAUGGUUAUAAUAGUUCGGCGAAAAAACGCAAUGGUACUACAACUACUACUGCUCUGUCGGAGAUCGGCGCCGAGGAGACGACUGCUCUGACCGAGAUCAAAUUACAAACAAAAGUUCCUACUGACUGGCCCAGUAGAGGGCAGAUAGAAUUUAAAAAUGUCACUCUCAGAUACGAGAAGAGGGGAGCGACGAUUUUAAAGGGCUUGGAUUUCACGAUCGAAGGCUGCGAGAAAAUCGGUAUAGUCGGAAGGACCGGUGCGGGAAAGUCUUCCUUGAUUAAUUCGUUAUUCCGGCUGGGCUACGUCGAGGGAGACAUUUUAAUAGACGAUGUGCCAACCAGCCAGCUCGAACUGCUUACUCUCAGGUCCAAGAUCAGCAUCAUUCCGCAAGAGCCGAUUCUCUUCGAGGGCAGCUUGAGGAAGAAUCUGGACCCAUUCGGCGAGUGCAGCGACGCGUCACUGUGGCAGGCCCUGGACGACGUCGGCAUGAAGUGGAGCCUCGACGGCCUCGAGGCCUGGGUGGCCGAGGGCGGCUCGAAUUUCAGCGUGGGCCAGCGCCAGCUGCUCUGCCUGGCUCGUGCCAUCGUACGGCGCAAUCGCAUACUCGUCCUCGACGAGGCCACCGCAAACGUCGAUCCCUGCACGGACGAGCUCAUCCAGAAGACGGUGAAGAAGAAGUUCGAGGACUGCACGAUCCUCACGAUCGCUCACAGGCUGCACACCGUCAUCGACAGCGACAGGAUCAUGGUCAUCGACGAGGGAACCGUAGCGGAAUUUGAUCAUCCUCACAUUCUGCUCACCAAAAAGAAGGGAUUUUUGUACGAUAAUGUUCAACAGUCGGGAGCAGCGUCGGCUCAAGUUCUCAUGAAGAUUGCAAAAUUAAAUUAUGACAAAAAAUUGAGAAAAAUUUGAAUGUGACCCGACGCAAAUAGAACCGCAAGCAAGCAAGAAAUGUCUCGAAAGAAUCAGCGCACGAACGAAAGAAAGAAAGAAACAGUGAUAACUCGUAAGAUAUCUCAUAGAAAGUGUUUUCAAGCCUACAUGCAUUUAUUAUCGUAUAUGAUUUAUUUUUUCAUCGAAAUAAUAAAGCAUCGACGAAUUUUUAUAUAAGUAUAUUGUAAAGCAGAAACUAUUAAAACAAGAAUUUCAAGUUUAAAAAUAUAU
Trichogramma pretiosum is the source of this 4654-nucleotide messenger RNA. Its product is annotated as multidrug resistance-associated protein 4. Gene Ontology annotation, biological process: transmembrane transport. The coding region runs from base 311 to 4402 and encodes 1363 amino acids. Lineage: Eukaryota; Metazoa; Arthropoda; Insecta; Hymenoptera; Trichogrammatidae. The transcript has 11 exons. Gene Ontology annotation, cellular component: membrane. Gene Ontology annotation, molecular function: ATP binding; ATP hydrolysis activity; ABC-type transporter activity. The record is from RefSeq and is a predicted model, not a curated record.